CAGAUUCAGAGAAGAGGAGCGAGAAGAGGAGGGAGGAGGUGGAAGAAGAAGAAAAGGAAGAAGGAGCCUUCGUGGAAGGAAGAGGGGAAGCAGAAAACCGAGGGAAACACGACGUUUCCAGUUAGUAGUGCAAGGUCGACGAGGACUCAAGACGAAGAGGAAGACGAAGGAGAUCAAGACCAUGAAAAAGCAACAAGAAACAGAUCAACGCGUGGUUUAGUGGUUGGUGUUUCGCAGAUGUGACAUCAAGAGGAUCAAACCUCAGCUUUAGAGGAGCUGGAUUUGAGCUCAAUCCGAAGGUUUGUGGCCCAAUUGGAUUUCGAAUCAAAGUCUGGAUAACUCGGUGGUUCCAAAAUGAGAACACGUGAAGAUUGGGGAACUCUAAUUGGAGAAGCACAUCAAACCAACGGUUUGGAGGAGAUCACGUGGCUUUGAAAGGGAACAAUUCCAGAGCUAUCACACAAACAGAGAGGCAACAUAAAAAAUGACCACAUUUACCGAGGCUGAUAGGCGAAAAAUCUUGGAAUCGCUCACAGCGGAUGAGUUGGCCACUUUCAAGGAAGCCUUUACUGUCUUCGACAAGAACCAAGAUGGAACCAUUACAACCAAGGAACUCUCCACCGUGAUGAGGUCUUUGGGCCAAAAUCCCACCGAUGCCGAAGUCCAAGACAUGAUUAAUGAGGUCGACGUGGAUGGCUCCGGAGCCAUCGAAUUUCCAGAAUUCUGCGUCAUGAUGGUCAAGAAGAUGCAGGAAUCCGAUACGGAGAACGAGAUCAGAGAGGCUUACCGCGUGUUUGACAAGGAGCGUACGGGCGUGAUUGCCAUCAGUGAGAUGCGUUUGAUCCUCUCGAAUCUGCCGGAAAAGCUCAGUGAAGACGAGAUUGAAGAGAUGCUCCACACAGCGGAUCGGGACGGAAAUGGCGUGUUCAGCUACGAAGAGUUCAGAAUGAUGAUUGGAUCUACAAUGUCCAUGAAAUGAGCAGUGUUCCUCGGGGAAAAGGCUGAUGACGAUGCUCCACAUUGGGCGGACGUAUUUUCACGUUGAAAAUAAGGCGCCACACAAACUAUGUGCACAUCAGAGAGCGAGCGUUGAACGGACACGAGAUGUAUGGUCUCGAUUAUAGGGUAGAAGGAAUGUGGGUCGUGUUUCCAAUUUUGGAUGUGAAGUGCAUGUGGCCUUUGAUGUAUCGAUACUCUCCUCCCUCCACGUCUCCAUACCCACCGAAUUGCAUUGGGGCCUCUGGCUGGUUAUGAUCAGCAAAUCAUGGUGAUCACGCUGCUUAAAGAUACUGCAUUGGAAAUGCUACUUCGCAUAUUGCCAGGCGAAAAACGAAGCCGAUGAUUGCGAUUGUGCUUCCGCCCAUCCAUUCAAGGUUCGAGGAAAAGCCAAGUGUCUUUUCAAUAAUUUACAGCCAGAGUCCGAGCAAAUGAAUUUAUUUACCAGUAUACCAACCAUUAUGUGAUGUGAUGUGAGAGGGAUUGUAGUGACACAUACGCCAAUCAAUAAAAUGACGAAAGCA
Tigriopus californicus is the source of this 1520-nucleotide messenger RNA. RefSeq names its product neo-calmodulin-like. The transcript is spliced from 4 exons. The record is from RefSeq and is a predicted model, not a curated record. Gene Ontology annotation, molecular function: calcium ion binding; enzyme regulator activity. The coding region runs from base 485 to 979 and encodes 164 amino acids. NCBI's taxonomy places the organism in Eukaryota, Metazoa, Arthropoda, Copepoda, Harpacticoida, Harpacticidae.